AACAGCGAGCAUCUAGAUUCUAGAUUGAGGUUCCAGAUGCAUGGUUCUGAUGGGUUGCAAUUGUGAUUUCACUUCAUCCAACACACAGACAUCACUCACUUCCUUUCUUCUUAUGAGGAAAAAGAAAAACUGAAGCUAAGGAAAACAACCGAGUGUUGACAAUGGCACUGUCGUGUCUCACUCUCACUGCCAACCCUUCUUCCGUUAUCUGCAAAUGCAAAGUGUCCCUCCCCACCGCCCCCCACGCGCUCGACGCCACCUACAUCCGACGCGCUGCCCACCUCGCCGACAAAUCCGCCGGCUUCACCUCCCCCCACCCCAACUUCGGCUGCGUCAUCGUUUCCCCCUCCGGCAAAGUCUCCGGCGAGGGCUACCUCUACGCCCAGGGCACCACUGCCGCCGAGGUCCAGGCCGUCGCCUCCGCCGCCGAACUCUGCCGCGGGGCCACCGCCUACCUCAACCUGGAGCCCAGCGACUGCCAUGGCGACCACAGCGCCGUGUCUGCUCUGCUCCAGGGAGGGGUCAAAAGGGUUGUGAUUGGAAUGAGGCAUCCCCUGCAACAUCUCCGUGGCAAUGCUGUCCGUGCACUCAGAAACCAAGGACUGCAUGUUGAUCUUCUUGGAGAGGAUCUCACUAGUAAUCUCAUUGAGGAUGCACAGAAAGAGUGUCUUCUUGUCAAUGCACCUUUGAUUUGUAGAGCUUCUUUGCGUGUUCCGUUUUCUGUUCUUAAGUAUGCCAUGACCCUUGAUGGAAAAAUUGCUGCUACCACUGGCCAUGCAUCAUGGAUAAGCUGCAAGCAGUCUAGAAAUCUAGUUUUUGAGUUAAGAGGCAGAAGCGAUGCUGUUAUUGUGGGAGGAAAUACAGUUCGAAGGGACAAUCCAAGACUAACUGCCAGACAUGGAGGGGGGCAUAUGCCAAUGCGCAUUGUAAUGACCCAGACUCUUGAUCUUCCGGAGGAAGCAAACCUGUGGGAUAUGUCUGAGGUUUCUACCAUAGUUGUAACACAAAGGGGUGCAAGGAGGAGUUUCCAGAAGCUGCUUGCAUCAAAAGGAGUUGAGGUUGUGGAGUUUGACAUAUUGAAUCCCCGAGAAGUAAUGGAGUAUUUCCAUGAUUGUGGUUAUCUUUCAAUUUUAUGGGAAUGCGGAGGAACAUUGGCUGCAUCUGCUAUUUCAUCUGGAGUAAUUCACAAGGUUUAUGCUUUUGUUGCUCCUAAAAUUAUUGGUGGAAAGAAUGCACCAUCUCCUGUGGGUGAUCUUGGGAUGGUUGAGAUGUCACAGGCUUUAAAUCUAAUUGAUGUUUGCUAUGAGCAGGUUGGGCCCGACAUGCUUAUUAGUGGAUUUCUUCAGCCCUUACCAGACAUGGUACCUGUAAUCCCAUCACUCAAUGAAACUUUUGUUGUUGAUCCCACUGUCUCACCAUAUGAGUCAAGGAUCAUAUUUUUCUAUAAAACAUGGGAUCCUUACGGUGUGUUGUCAAAUUACUCUCCUCAUCCCAUUCAAAUGCCUGAUGAAAAUGGUGAUUGUGUGACUUGGAUGAGUGUUGAGCAUUACUACCAGGCUCACAAGUUUAUUCGGGUGGAUGAUCCUUUGGCACAAGAUUGUGUUGAAAGGAUUAAAUCUGCAAUAAGUCCAGAAGAAGCUGCAAGAAUAGGAAGGUCAAUGCAAGAGCAGAAACCUUAUCUGAUAAGGUCUGACUGGGACAACAUAAAGAUCGAUGUCAUGUACAGGGCACUGAAAUGCAAGUUCUCAAUCUACCCGCAAUUGAAUUCUAUGCUGCUAUCUACUGCUGGUUCUGUUCUAGUUGAGGCUUCACCACAUGAUCUGUUUUGGGGUAGAGGCCGAGACGGAGAAGGCUUAAAUUAUCUUGGAAAACUGUUGAUGAAAUUGAGAUCAGAGUUUCUUGGGGAGUCUUCAUCAUCAAGUGAGACCCCUAGUUUAACUGUAUAAUUUUUUCAAAGGGAAGAGUAACAAUAUUUUGAUGUAGAACUACCAAAACUGCUUGAUGUGCAACUUGUCCCGGGCAAAACCAUGUCACCAUCUUAUUAGUUUACUGAUCAAGCCUUCUGUUUUGCUUAAGAGGGACUUUCAUUCAAGUCUUCAACCAUGUUCCAAGUUUCUUUUAUGUGGCGUUUCCCAUUUUGAUUAUUAAUACUUAAUUGUACUUUAGGUACUCUUACUAUUGUCAUUUCUCAAUUUUUUCUCUUCA
Messenger RNA from Glycine soja, 2205 nucleotides. Its product is annotated as riboflavin biosynthesis protein PYRR, chloroplastic-like. The transcript is spliced from 9 exons. The coding region runs from base 162 to 1946 and encodes 594 amino acids. Gene Ontology annotation, molecular function: 5-amino-6-(5-phosphoribosylamino)uracil reductase activity; diaminohydroxyphosphoribosylaminopyrimidine deaminase activity; NADP binding. Gene Ontology annotation, biological process: riboflavin biosynthetic process. NCBI's taxonomy places the organism in Eukaryota, Viridiplantae, Streptophyta, Magnoliopsida, Fabales, Fabaceae. The record is from RefSeq and is a predicted model, not a curated record.